CAUAUUUAUUUGCGAAAUCUUAAGUUGUGAAGGCACAACAGAAAUGGUUGCACAUGAAGAGAAAGAAGGAGCGCCAUUGACAGAGAGUAUGGUUGAAGGAACGGAGCAUUGGAAUGAAUCAUCUAUCAGAAUCCAUAGCCUUCCUUCCCUCAUUGAUGUUUAGUCUGAGGUCGAGAUCGAAAUCUGUCUUUUAGGUUUGUUCCAUCGGAGUCGUAGGGGGAUUGAUUUUAUUGUAUGCUGUAUAUCCGGUGAAAUUUUAUGCCAACUAUCGUUUCAACAUUUCUGGAUUGUCUGGAGCAAUGAUGAGCGAAGAGCUCACCGAGAUCGAGGGCCAGAUCUCUGAUUAUUUUCGCGCUCUCUCAAAUGGAUUCCAGAAAUUGGAGAAAAUCAAGGACGCCAAUAGGCAGAAUCGGCAACUGGAAGAGCUCACGGACAAGAUGCGCGAAUGUAAGAGGCUUAUUAAAGAGUUUGAUCGAGCGAUAAAGGACUCGGGGUACAAAAAUGACCCGGACAUGAGCAAGAAGCUUAAUGAGAAGAAACAAUCCAUGAUCAAAGAGUUGAAUUCUUAUGUUGCCCUCAAAAAGCAAUAUACAAGUACUCUUGAGAACAAGCGAGCAGAUAUUUUUGAAGGCCCAGGUGAAGGACUUCCAGAAGACAAUGCUAUGCAUGCUUCGGAAAUGACAAAUCAACAAUUAAUUGAUCACGGACAUCAGAUGAUGGAUGAGACUGAUCAAGCAAUUGACAGGGCCAAAAAGGUAUGCAUUAGAAAGUGAAACUGCUUGGUGUUAUUUGUCAUUGGAUCAAAUGAAACUAGCAUCUAAUAUAGU
This is a messenger RNA of Andrographis paniculata, 827 nucleotides long. RefSeq names its product novel plant SNARE 11-like. The record is from RefSeq and is a predicted model, not a curated record. The transcript is spliced from 6 exons. NCBI's taxonomy places the organism in Eukaryota, Viridiplantae, Streptophyta, Magnoliopsida, Lamiales, Acanthaceae. The coding region runs from base 300 to 773 and encodes 157 amino acids. Gene Ontology annotation, molecular function: SNAP receptor activity; SNARE binding. Gene Ontology annotation, biological process: vesicle fusion. Gene Ontology annotation, cellular component: ER to Golgi transport vesicle membrane; late endosome membrane; Golgi apparatus.